UCGAGUGCUUGUUACUAUCCAUAUUUUCAAUUUUUAUUUUAAAUGAAUUUCAAUUGUUGAAUUAUAGUACAUUUCUUUGUUGGAUAAAAGAAAUAAAAACAUUAAAAAUGGCUUUAAGGACAUACGGCGAUAAGCCGAUCAGUUUUCAAAUUGAGGAGGGCGGCGAAUUUUACUGUGUCGGAUCUGAGGUGGGAAACUACUUACGGUUAUUCCGUGGGUCACUAUACAAGAAGUACCCUGGCAUGGCCAGGAGGACCUUAACUAAUGAAGAACGAAAACGAUUAGUCGACAAUGGAUUAGGGCCGCAUGUUCUGUCUAGCUCUGUAUCAUUGCUGAAGGCUUCUGAAGUUGAGGAUAUUAUUGAAGGGAACGAUGAAAAAUACAAAGCAGUAUCUGUUAGUCAAGAAUUGGCUACUCCUCGUGAGAGCAAGAGUAAGAAGCCACACAAUCCAUCAUGGUUGCCAGUUAUGCCAAAUUCUUCCCAUUUGGAUGCAGUUCCACAAGCCACUCCAAUCAGCAGAACUAGAGUUCACAAUAAGAAGGUUAGAACAUUCCCACUCUGUUUUGACGAUACUGAUAUGACGGCAAUGCUUGAGAAUUCUUCUCAGAAACAAAUCUUGGUUCCAAUCAGAUUAGACAUGGAGAUUGAGGGUCAGAAAUUGAGGGACACAUUUACAUGGAAUAAGAAUGAAUCAAUUAUAACACCAGAGCAGUUUGCGGAAGUACUUUGUGAUGAUCUAGAAUUGAACACAAGUACAUUUAUCCCAGCAAUUGCGACAUCUAUUCGUCAGCAAAUUGAUGCCUUUCCGAGUGAACCUCCAGCUAUCUUGGAAGAGCAAUCAGAUCAAAGAGUCAUUAUUAAGUUGAAUAUCCAUGUGGGGAACACUUCUCUUGUUGAUCAGGUUGAAUGGGAUAUGUCUGAAAAGGAGAAUAAUCCAGAGCAAUUUGCAAUGAAACUGUGUGCAGAAUUGGGUCUAGGGGGAGAAUUUGUAACAGGUAUUGCAUAUAGUGUCCGCGGACAACUCAGCUGGCAUCAGCGCACUUAUGCAUUCAGUGAAGCACCAUUGCCUAUUGUUGAGACGCCAUACCGUCAACAAUCGGAAGCUGAGCAAUGGGCUCCAUAUCUGGAGACACUGACUAACGCUGAAAUGGAGAAGAAGAUCCGUGAUCAGGACAGGAACACAAGACGUAUGAGACGUCUUGCAAAUACAACACCCGAUGUGUCGUUGAGCCGCGCUGUCAAUCGGCUGAUCCGGGCAGACGAGGCGCUCUUCCAAAGUACACCUGAGAAGAGAAGGAAAAAAAUUUAAUCACUCAACGCAAACCAGUUACCAUCUACAAAAAAAAAACAACAUUUAUAACAUACAAUUAUAUUGUUAUUAAUAAUAAGAUUGCAAUAAAGUAUUGUAAUAUGAUAUUAAUUUCGGCACUGUUGAUAUUUAGGCUUUUCAAUAUAAAAUAAAUGAGCGAUAUAUGUUCGCAUUAUGUAUAAGACCAAUUGAAGUUGUUUCCUAGUAUAAACAAUAUUUGUUAUUUUUGUGUGGCAACACAAGACUGCAUGACUUAUAAUACAAAGAUGGCGAUUCUGUAUAACCGAUGAUGACAAUUAUGUCAGCUUAGAAAGAAACGCGAUAAGUGUAAAAUUUACAUUAAAAAAAUAUUUUGAAAACAUAUUCGGCUUAAAAUUUACAAACAAGUAUUAUAUUUUGUAGUUGAUUAUCUAAGUUGCAAGUAAUACUUUAAUAUUGUAUUAUCAAUGAAAAUACUUUUGAAACUAAAUGAUAUUAAUUAUUGGACUCGAUAUUUCACCAUAAACAAAUAAAAAAAAAGAUAGAUAAUAAAUAACACAUUCAAUAGUAAGUAGUAUCCUAAUCAGACUCUCAAAUUGCAAUCUCUUGUAUUACAAAAUGAGGUAAAUAUAUUUAAAAAAAAAAAAACAAGUUUUUAUUUAAUC
This is a messenger RNA of Nymphalis io (European peacock), 1954 nucleotides long. RefSeq names its product SWI/SNF-related matrix-associated actin-dependent regulator of chromatin subfamily B member 1-A (gene Snr1). The record is from RefSeq and is a predicted model, not a curated record. Gene Ontology annotation, cellular component: nuclear chromosome; nucleus. Gene Ontology annotation, biological process: regulation of transcription by RNA polymerase II; chromatin remodeling. NCBI's taxonomy places the organism in Eukaryota, Metazoa, Arthropoda, Insecta, Lepidoptera, Nymphalidae. Bases 108 to 1310 code for a protein of 400 amino acids. The transcript is spliced from 8 exons. Gene Ontology annotation, molecular function: transcription coregulator activity.